Molecule: messenger RNA, 4315 nt
Organism: Choloepus didactylus (southern two-toed sloth)
Lineage: Eukaryota; Metazoa; Chordata; Mammalia; Pilosa; Megalonychidae
Gene: HPSE2
Product: heparanase 2 (inactive)
Exons: 12
Coding region: 1-1779 (592 amino acids)
Cellular component (GO): extracellular matrix; membrane
Molecular function (GO): hydrolase activity, acting on glycosyl bonds
Source: RefSeq, a predicted model, not a curated record
AUGAGGGGGCUCUGUGCCUUCCCUGCAGCCAUGCCCUCCAGUAACUCCCGCCCCCCCGCGUGCCUAGCCCCGGUGGCUCUCUUCUUGGCUCUAUUGCUCCAUCUUUCCCUUUCCUCCCAAGCUGGAGAUAGGAGACCCAUGCCUGUAGACAGAGCUCCAGGUCUGAAGGAAAAGACCCUGAUUCUGCUUGAUGUGAGCACCAAGAACCCAGUCAGGACAGUCAAUGAGAACUUCCUCUCUCUGCAGCUGGAUCCGUCCAUCAUUCAUGAUGGCUGGCUCGAUUUCUUAAGCUCCAAGCGUCUGGUGACUCUGGCCCGGGGACUUUCGCCCGCCUUUCUGCGCUUCGGGGGCAAAAGGACUGACUUCCUGCAGUUCCAGAAUCUGAGGAACCCAGCGAAAAGCCGAGGUGGCCCCGGCCCGGAUUACUAUCUCAAAAACUACGAGGAUGAUAUUGUUCGAAGUGAUGUUGCUUUGGAUAAACAGAAAGGCUGCAAGAUUGCCCAGCACCCUGAUGUCAUGUUAGAGCUCCAAAGGGAGAAGGCAACUCAGAUGCAUCUGGUUCUUCUAAAGGAACAAUUCUCUAAUACUUACAGUAAUCUCAUAUUAACAGCCAGGUCUCUAGACAAACUUUAUAACUUUGCUGAUUGCUCUGGACUCCACCUGAUAUUUGCUCUAAAUGCUCUGCGUCGUAAUCCCAAUAACUCCUGGAACAGUUCUAGUGCCCUGAGUCUGUUGAAGUACAGCGCCAGCAAAAAGUACAACAUUUCUUGGGAACUGGGUAAUGAACCAAAUAACUAUCGGACCAUGCAUGGCCGGGCAGUAAAUGGCAGCCAGUUGGGAAAGGAUUACAUCCAGCUGAAGAGUCUGUUGCAGCCCAUCCGGAUUUACUCCAGAGCCAGUUUGUAUGGCCCUAAUAUUGGGCGGCCCAGGAAGAAUGUCAUCACCCUCUUGGAUGGAUUCAUGAAGGUAGCAGGAAGCACAGUGGAUGCAGUUACCUGGCAACAUUGCUACAUUGAUGGCCGGGUGGUCAAGGUGAUGGACUUCCUGAAAACUCGCCUGUUAGACACACUCUCUGACCAGAUUAGGAAAAUUCAGAAAGUAGUUAACACAUACACCCCAGGAAAGAAGAUUUGGCUUGAAGGUGUGGUGACCACCUCGGCUGGAGGCACAAACAACCUGUCAGAUUCCUAUGCUGCAGGAUUCUUAUGGUUGAACACUUUAGGAAUGCUGGCCAAUCAGGGCAUCGAUGUUGUGAUACGGCACUCAUUUUUUGACCAUGGCUACAAUCACCUUGUGGACCAGAAUUUUAACCCAUUACCAGACUACUGGCUCUCUCUCCUUUACAAGCGCCUGAUUGGCCCCAAAGUCUUGGCCGUCCAUGUGGCUGGGCUCCAGCGGAAGCCGCGGCCAGGCCGAGUGAUCCGGGACAAACUAAGGAUUUAUGCUCACUGCACGAACCACCGCAACCACAACUAUGUUCGUGGAUCCAUUACCCUUUUUAUCAUCAACCUGCACCGAUCAAGAAAGAAAAUCAAACUGGCUGGAACUCUCAGGGACAAGCUGGUACACCAGUAUCUGCUGCAGCCCUAUGGACAGGAGGGCCUGAAGUCCAAGUCAGUGCAGCUGAAUGGCCAGCCCUUAGUGAUGGUGGAUGACGGGACCCUUCCAGAACUGAAGCCCCGCCCCCUGCGGGCCGGCCGGACAUUGGUCAUCCCCCCAGUCACCAUGGGCUUUUAUGUGGUCAAGAACGUCAAUGCUUUGGCCUGCCGCUACCGAUAAACCACUUUCACACUUGCAAGUUACCUGUGAGCCUGCUGGACUGCUUUCCACCCUUUUGCCUUAAUAGUAUCCUUACUUUUCAGACAUCUUCUUAGCAACAACCAGUCUCUACUACCCUAUCCUGCUGGAAUCAAUGUGGACUUGUUCUCCAAAGAGACUAAAUGUCAUAGUAUGAAUUUAGCCUAUGUAGGUCACAUCCACUCUGAAGGAAAAUGUAGACAUCAGCUGUACCAAUAGAAGGGUGAAGGUAUGUGUGUACAUACCAAUGUACAGGCACCAUGAAAACAAGAUGGCAGCACACUCCCGGGACAAAUCUUUCCGAACAACUCCCCAUGAUCCUGGUCACACAGCAAUACAACUACAGACCUCAGACCUUAGCCUGUUCUUGCUGCCCUCAGCAGAAGGUGAAGGACGACAAAAAUUGGGUACACUUGCAGGAGCCCAAUCCUCUUCUAAAUCCUGCUCCUUUGUCUGUUUUCUGCUGUGGCCCUGGGUUUCCCAUCACCUCUCUUUCCAUGGGGGAGCAAGUGGGUGAGUCAGCUCUGGCCUGCUGGGUGAGCUGUUUAUGUAAUUGCACAGCUGAUGUAUGAGUGUGUGCAUCUGGGCUUCUGACACUGACAUCAAUCACUAGCUGUUCCUCUGGGAAGCAGGUGCCUCAAAAGUAAAAUCACAAGCAUACUCCAGAUUUUCUAAGAAAGUUCUAUUCCUCUGCUAAUCCAGAUUCCCCCGGGAUUGGACUAGGAGUCAGGUAACAAUAUUCACUGAAUGGAGAGCAAUGUAUUAGGCACCACAAAAAGCUAUCACCAUCCUUCAUGUUGCUGUGAGGAGGAGGGUGUAGGACAAAGAGAAAAUACCGUGAACCACCACCACCACCCUCCCCACACACACACGCACCAACUGAACAAAGUAAAUUAAAAAUGCCUUAAAAUUCAGAGAAUAUUAACAGCUUUUUUGAGUAAGCCCUUUAUGGUUUGAUUGACCAAAACCAUUUUUUAAAAGUGGAUAUGUGAAUCAAAGGUCAUCACUAUAAGAUACACCUGAUUCUAACUUUUCUGACUCUUCUCAAGCAGCUGUGUGUCUCUCAAUGGCAUUGACUAGGCAGAAAUCAAAUCUGGGCAUUAAAGAUGAUCAGGUCUAUCUAUCUCAGACCAGCCCAAUGAGAGCAAAGAACAAAGAUUUCAGUUAGCCAUUUGGGGAAAGAAAAGGGGAAACUGGAGUCUGAGGUCUGAUGGCAAACUGUGGAGCGGGGAAUGGGAAGCUUCUGAGUUGGGUGAUCAGCCUGCUCUUACUUAGACCCACAUGUCUUCCUGGAGCCCUGGAAGUGGGGUGGCUGGAGGGGCAGUAAGGCAGAUGGGAGCUAGAGUGAUGUAAAUUUCAUGAUGGGGGUCUCUGCAAACAAGCUGCAACUGAAAUGACUUUCUUUUCUGUGGACGUGAUUUUUAUUUUUCCUCAGGAUAAAUGACAUGAAUGACACUUUUUUUAAAGGGGGGAAAUAUUUGACACUGCUGUAGGGGUCCGAUGAACAGAUACAAUUUCUGCUGCUGGGAAAGUUUAGAAAUGGGGCGAGGGGAGAUUGCAGAGGCCAGAGAGACCGCCUAAGAUGCCCAAGGAGUUGCGGAUUAGGAUCAAGUCUGCAAAGUGAAUGUGAGGCCAGAGACAUGAGGACAAUUAGACCAGAGAGGAGGUGGACGGAGGUGAGUGUUCUCAGCUUGGAGAACUGGGAAUUUGGGAGAGGGAAGCCAACAGGCUCGUUUGCAUGUGAGGGAGACGGUGGACUGGUUACUACUAUGCAUAUAAUAGGGUGCAUGAAGAACAGCAGACAGGAGGUGCAGCAGAACAAGCUAGAGAGGGGCUGGACUCGGUUAGGGGGUGUGCUCCACAUGGAAGCAGCUGGAGAGAGAAGAGUGGCCCCUGAGACUGCGGUGAGCCAGGCUGACCCAGAGGGGCCUCCUCUGCUCUGGAACAGGCCCCUCUCACUGAAACGUCUGCUCUGGGAGGGGGCAGAGAAGGGCCAAGGUGGGGGGUGGGGGAGUGGAAUGGAGUGAAAAGCAGCCACAGAGGGACAGGCCAAAGUGAGGAAGAGAGAGGGAAAGAAACAAGGAACAAAGAAACUGUUUGCUCAAACUUUAAAAAAUUUGUGCAAAUAGGCGAAUCUCUUCCGUAUGCCGCAGGUACAGCUGCAGGGCUUAGAUCAUCACAAGAGCAUCCAGAUUCUGGGCUGGUUUGCUUUACAUGCAUAGUGGCCCUGUGGCGAAGAAACUAUUAUCAGCCCCAGUUUCCCAGUGAGUUGAGAAAAGGGUCCCCAGCUUGCCCAGGGUUGCCCAGGGUUCCCCAAGGGAACGCGCUGCUAAGCUUUGAACAGUCCAGAGCUCUGCCAGACCCAGAGCUGCCCAUGUCAGAGCCUCUGCUUGGAUCCUGCUAAUCCAGUAGAGCCAGGACUCCCAGAACUCCGGGCCAACACACAUUCUGUAAAUACGUGUUGAUUUUUCACUGCCUCUAAACUCACAGAAUACAGACCGUUCCCACUUCUUUUGUC